AUGGUCUCCCUACAAGUGGUGGCAGCUGUCAUAUUCUUCAGCUCCGCAUGGAAGUACCCAAGACUCUUCAAAGUCUUUGACACUCUGGAAAGAGUCUACCAAGAUCUCCAACACAAGACAUCAGAAGUCAAGCGCACAGUGAAGUUUUUGGGAGUCUACGCUGCUGCACUAAUGUCAGUCACCUUUUCUGAGCGAAUGGUUCGUGUGAGUUACAAUGGGGCAACGUUCGAAUAUCAAAUUUUAUUCGCAACUUUCUUCGUCACCGCGACACUGCUGUACUGCUCCCAAGCUGUCCUGCUCGUCCACUUCACACAUGUGGCUCAAAGUAUCGCAAAGUCCUUUGAAAUGGUCAACGCCAAGAUUGAGAUGGAGGUUACAAGCCCUGCCAGUAUUGACGGCUCUUAUGCAAGAUCCACUAUGCAGUGUAAAAUCAAGAAACUGAGGACUCUGAUGAAUACCUACUGGAUGCUGUGUGACGCCGUACACCAGGCUAAUGUUUUCUACUGCGAUCAGCUGAUGGCCGUUACCUUCUCCUCAUUUCUCCACAUCACUGUCACGUCUUACUACUUUUUCCUGCUCCUCAAAACUAGUGAAGUGUUCAUCAUAAUUAAUAAUGGAGCUUGGAUCUUGCUUCACAUCUGCUACGUUAUGCUGUUGCUAAAUUCAAGCACGGUCGUCACCAACAAGGCUGAUGAGACAGGACAGACGAUCUGCAAGUUGAUCAAUAAAGACUUGGACACAAAUCUGAGAAAACAGCUUGAAGGCUUUCUCCUGCAGUUGCCUCACCACAACGCAAGAUUCUCUGCCCGUGGAUAUUUCCCAGUCAACAACGAGACACUCACAGCGAUCGCUGGAGCGGUGACAACUUACCUGGUGAUACUGAUCCAGUUCCAGACUGGACCAUCAUCCACCUAGACCUAACAGGCCUAGGAGUUAGUAAAAAAGCACUAAAUAUAAACUUAGAAUUCUGUUCAGCAUUCAUUCACGUGAUAUUAUCGAAUGUAGUUUAAUACACCCUCUGAUUCAAAGAAUUAUUUGCGUCUUCACAAUCACGCUGGCAAUUAGGUUUGUGUAAAAUGUUCAUUGAGUUCCAUAAUUCAAUAAGUGUUUGAUCAACUUCGUAGUGUGGGCUUUCAUAUAUCAGGACAUACUGAUAUAAAGUAACACUGGUUGCAUAAUAUUAAACUAUUCAAUAUUGUAAA
Messenger RNA from Homalodisca vitripennis (glassy-winged sharpshooter), 1202 nucleotides. RefSeq names its product putative gustatory receptor 28b. Bases 1 to 915 code for a protein of 304 amino acids. Lineage: Eukaryota; Metazoa; Arthropoda; Insecta; Hemiptera; Cicadellidae. The record is from RefSeq and is a predicted model, not a curated record. Gene Ontology annotation, biological process: sensory perception of taste. Gene Ontology annotation, cellular component: neuronal cell body; axon; membrane. The transcript has 5 exons.